AUGAACACGGUACUUCCACCACCGCUGCCUACCAAGACAAUUAUUUCCAAGACAUCGGAUGUUUCUGCUCCUACUGGGUUGAGCCAAGCCAAAGGCGUUGCACUACUGCCGAUAAACGAAGAAGACGAACCCAAAACCUAUUAUUUAGAAGUCGCUGACCAAGCCUCGGCGGAUGACUCUGAUGACAACAUGGAGUAUGAAGAUAUUGCUGUAGAGCAAUUUGAUGACUAUUCAGAUUCUGAUGUAGAUGAAACUUUGGAUCAAGCUGUAAGGAAUAUUCACGAAAAAGACUAUUUUGGAAUUUCAUUGGAUUCAAUUACCCGAUUAGUAGAGCUCACACCCACACUCACAAAGCACCCCGAGGUGAUUGACGAUUAUAUUCGCAACUACUUGUCAAGCAAAGGACUUAACGAAUGGUAUGAGUUUCAGCAAAAAGAACGGCUUGCACCCGAAGAUAUUACAAUUGUUCCCAAUGUCUACCAAAAAAACCAAGAACUGUCUGAUGCUUUACAAAAGCUACGUGUAGAUGUAGAGACGUACAAGGACAUUGCAAGUAAAGCUCGUGCUACAUACGACAAGUUGCGCAAGGAGCGAGAUUUUCAUCGUAUGCAUCAUAAACGUGUUGUACAAGAAAAAAAUAAGUUGAUUUCAGAUAUAAAGCGACUCAAGAAACACUAUGAAAACUAUGAGCCAACUUUGAAGCAACUUCAACACAAGUACGAGAUCGCCAUGAAAGAAAAAAUGCUGACCAAAAUUGAGCGUGAUCGGCUGAUCUCUAAAGUUGUUACAUUGGAAGAUAGUGUAAAGAAUGCCGAAGUGGCAUCUAAAGGUGUGUCGAAAUCAUCACGAACCAGUGCAGUGCAGCGCGAAAUAGCUAUUCCAGCCCCUCUUGGAUCUACACGAACUACUCCAGCUCCACAAGACGGACAGCAGCAAGCGCCAAUUCAAAAAAAAUCAUCCAGUUUUAAAGAAGCAGUACUUUUGGCAGAUGUCAAAACCAAUCCAUUUAUAUCUACAGAAUUUCCGACUCCCAAGUACGAAAGUUUCAAGCAAAUUCAUCAAGUCAAAGGCCAUACAUUGGCAAUCAGUUCCUUGAAAUUUCAUCCAAAAAAACCAAUAUUGGCCAGUGUUUCAGAUGAUCGCUCUUGGAAGAUGUGGGCAUUUCCAUCUGGUGAAUUAAUCAUGAGUGGCGAAGGACAUAAAGACUGGAUUGCAGACUGUGAUUUUCAUCCUCGUGGAACACAACUUGCGACCGCUUCUGGAGAUGGAACAGUCAAGCUUUGGGACUUUUCAAAAGGAAUUGCUACACUAACAAUGAGCGAUCAUACUCAGGCUGUAUGGAGCUGUGCCUUUCACGAUCAUGGUGAUUUUCUUGCCAGUAGUUCGAUGGAUCACACUGCAAAACUAUGGGAUAUUCACACGGGGAAAUGUCGACAAACGUUCCGCGGUCAUACCGACUCGGUCAAUCAAGUUGGAUGGCAGCCUUUUACAAAUACUUUAUUCACAUGUUCUGGGGACAAGACAAUAUCACUAUGGGAUGGCCGCACUGGUGUAUGCACCCAAACUCUCUUUGGACACCUGAAUGCCAUCAAUAGUGGGUGUUUCUCUAUAAAGGGAAAUAGGUUUGCGUCGUGUGAUGCAGAUGGUAUUGUCAAGCUUUGGGAUCUUCGCAAUACUAGCGAAUUGGCAUCAAUGAACAUGGGACCUCAUGCAGCAAACAAGGUGGCAUUUGAUCCCAGCGGAGAGGUUUUAGCAGUUGCAAGUAACAAUGGGUCUGCGCGAUUGAUUAAUGUGAAUGAUAGCAGUAAGAGUCGUGACAUCAAGGUAUACCAAGAUUCUGUUCAAACAGUAGUGUUUGAUCGAACAUCAGAGUAUAUGGUGACUGCAGGCAGUGACGGAAUGUAUCAAAUAUUUCAAUAG
Molecule: messenger RNA, 1920 nt
Organism: Batrachochytrium dendrobatidis JAM81
Lineage: Eukaryota; Fungi; Chytridiomycota; Chytridiomycetes; Rhizophydiales
Exons: 10
Coding region: 1-1920 (639 amino acids)
Molecular function (GO): protein binding
Source: RefSeq, a predicted model, not a curated record